AUGAUCACUCCGGAUUUAGUUGUUGUUCCUAUAAGAUUUAUAAAUGAUGUGGAUAAACCAUAUGGUGAUAGUCGUACUGAUGAACAAAAAGCAUACGAUUUCGCAAGAAGACAACUUCCCGAGGACUGGGUUCCCAAUCCGCCGAAAACACACAGACAGGUGACUGACAGUUUGGCUGCGAAGCAACCUGCAAAAAAAGCAAAAAAGCGGACUGCAAAAACCAAGAAGAAGUCGUCUGGCAGCUCGGUUUCCAAGAAGACAACAAAAACAACCGACAAACAGGCUGACAGUUCAAUUGACGAUACGGCUACCACAUCGGCUAGCAAACUAAUCGACGUUGCGGCCGACGAAGCUGGUAAAUCGGUUGACAAAUCGAUUGACAAUUCGGUUGGCAAAUCCGUUCAUAAUUCGGCGGACGAAUCGGCUGAUAAAACUGCUAUUGGACUUUGA
Messenger RNA from Caenorhabditis briggsae, 450 nucleotides. The transcript has a single exon. Bases 1 to 450 code for a protein of 149 amino acids. NCBI's taxonomy places the organism in Eukaryota, Metazoa, Nematoda, Chromadorea, Rhabditida, Rhabditidae. The record is from RefSeq and is a predicted model, not a curated record.